Molecule: messenger RNA, 2529 nt
Organism: Vollenhovia emeryi
Lineage: Eukaryota; Metazoa; Arthropoda; Insecta; Hymenoptera; Formicidae
Exons: 2
Coding region: 1-2529 (842 amino acids)
Source: RefSeq, a predicted model, not a curated record
AUGGCGGAAGCAGUCAAGACGGGCAAGACGGACCGCCCGAAAACCCCGGUGUUGGAACUGCCUCAGGGAGACCGCACGUCAGGAAGGACGGCGUCUCCUGCCCGGCUAUCUCCGGAGCUCGCGUUGAAGGCUCAGACACAAAUGGGCCGGAUUACGCUGCUCAAGGAGCUCAUCGACUCCCUGCCAACUGUCCCAGCGGGGACCUCGCUUGAGGAGGUCUCCCAGUUUCAACAGCUGGUCGAGGAGACGCACAAGGCCUUUAUCAAGGAACACGCCUACCUUGAGGUCUCAUGGCCGGCGGCGUUCAUUCACGAGGAGUAUUUCUCAGGGAACGCUCAUCUAGAAGAGUCGCGGUGCUAUCUGCAGGCGCGACGGAUCAUAGGCGUGCUCCGCCACGCAUUGUCAGCUCAGGCCGCUCAACCACAGACCAGCUCAUCGGCCGGCGAGACCAGACAGACGCGCUCACGCUUGCCGGACAUCUCACUCCCGAAGUUUAACGGGGAGUAUUCCGCGUGGCCUGCUUUCAGAGACCUGUUCGACAGCCUGAUAAUGCAGAACGAGCAACUCACGAACGUCGAGAAACUUCACUACCUCCGUUCGUCGGUAGAAGGCGCGCCAGCUCAACUGGUCGCAGGGUUCACAAUGGCAGGAGACUCACUUAUGCCGUCCUGGGAGCUGCUCAAGGACCGUUACGAAAACAAACGUCUGCUCAUCCAUGCCUGCCUGGAUAAACUAUUCGCCAGCUCAACCCCGGUGCCACGGAAGGCGGCGGCAUUGGAUCGACAUGUCUCGGGAUUCAGGGAGGCGCUCAAGGGACUGGAGGCCCUCGACGUUAAGGAUCAGCUCGGGGAUUGCGCGGUGGUAUAUCAUGCCACGCGACUCCUAGAUCGCGUGACGCGCGAGCAGUGGGAGAACACGGUCGGAGCUACGCGAGACUACCCCACGUUCGAGAAGCUUGACGAGUUUCUGACGACACGGAUCAGGGCUCUCGAACGGAUCGAGAGUACGACAGCUCAGCCUGGUCCCAGUACAGCCUCCUCACCAUCCAGGAAGUCGGCAGCUCAGCAGGUGGCUCAUCAGGCGACUCACCAGGGCGACACGUCGUACCCGUGCGACUGCUGCAACGCUCACCACUUUAUCGUGAUGUGCACGAAGUUCCGGGAGCUAUCUGCGCAGGACCGGCAUAGGGUGGCGAUACAGAAGCGCUUAUGCUUCAACUGCUUGGGACGCCACAGCGUGCGAGCAUGCAAGUCCAAGCGAGGGUGUAAGAAGUGCUCGCAGCGGCAUCAUACGAUGCUCCACGAUGCAUCUGCAACAACGCCGACCGCUCAAAAGCCUAGCAGCUCGUCGGGAUCCGAGCUCACCUUCGUCUCGGAGAAUCUCAUUCGGCAGCUCAACAUCCCUCGUCAAUACUCAGGUAUUGUCAUCACUGGAAUUGCAGGCAAGGAGUGUACUCGGACACGAGGAGUCGUGUCACUCACGUUACGCUCGACACAUUCCAACGCAGCUGCCACAAUUCAAGCUCAUGUCCUCCGGACAGUUACAUCAAUCUUACCAUCGUUCGAGGCGGAACCGGAAGAAUGGCCUCAUCUCAGGAACUUGGCAUUAGCCGAUCCUGAUUUUCUCAUUCCACGGCCAGUUGACAUCCUCAUCGGCGCAGACGCUUACGGGCAAAUCAUCAAGCCCAAUGUCAUCAGGCAUUCUCCACUCAUGCCGAUAGCACAACUCUCCAUUUUCGGAUGGCUCGUUCUGGGACCAGUCAAGAGAGAAGCAACACGCACAUCAACGCACCAUGCUUCUACUCAAGUCAACGAGGAUGCUCUCAACGAGUUACUGACAAAAUUCUGGGUUCAAGAGGAGGUGCCUACUCACGAUGUCAACCAACUCACUCCUGACGAGCAGAGGUGCGAAGAGCACUUCAAGGCCACACACUCUCGUGAUUCUUCAGGGAGGUACGUCGUCAGGAUUCCGCUCAAAUCGCCAGUAUAUCUUCUGGGUGAUUCGUACCACGUCGCCCAUCAGUGCCUCAAGGGAUUACGCAGACGAUUCUCAAGGGAUGUGAACUAUCAACGUCUCUAUCAACAAUUCAUGAUGGAGUACGAGACACUCAACCACAUGACGAAGGCAUCAUCCAUCUCCAGUCGUCGCUCACACUUCUACCUACCACAUCACGGUGUUCUCAAGCCUGACAGUACAACAACGAAGCUGCGAGUCGUAUUUAAUGGCUCCAGCGCAUCAACAUCGGGCUACUCUGCUAACGACCUCAUGUAUACUGGAGCGAAAUUGCAUCUGAAUAUCUCAGAUGUUCUCCUCUGGAUACGAAGACAUCGUCACAUUUUCGCUACGGACAUCACCAAGAUGUAUAGGCAGAUCAAAAUUCACAAGGAUGACUGGGAGUUGCAACGGAUACUCUGGAUGGACGAUCAACUCAAUGAGGUGCCAUACCAUCUGACAACCGUCACCUACGGAACAAAGGCCGCUCUUGGCCGUCAGGACGCUGUUACAACUCGCAGAGGACGAAGGGCAUAA